Molecule: messenger RNA, 774 nt
Organism: Coccidioides posadasii C735 delta SOWgp
Lineage: Eukaryota; Fungi; Ascomycota; Eurotiomycetes; Onygenales; Onygenaceae
Product: Cation-independent mannose-6-phosphate receptor CI-MPR, variant 2
Source: RefSeq, a predicted model, not a curated record
AUGCAUAUGAACAAAGUUGGAACAUUAGCCUCUCUUCUUCAGUUCGCGUUGCUAUAUCCAUCGUUAUCCCUCGCAACGGACGACACGCCGGAAGCGAAGCUAAAGCCAUGUACCAUUUAUUCGCCCAACACGGGCGCCUACUUUGAUCUGAAGACCAUAUCACUGCUGCCACCAGAAAUGAAAGAUGGCAAAAAGAUUCGACCUGAUGACAGGGAAACCAGCUGGCACUCAAGGGGUUACGAUUACGGAGCCAAUUUUACAAUUAACAUUUGCGGACCGGUAAUUGAGAACCUGGAGGAUGUGGUUGGGGUAGACAAAGAGAGGUGGCAGAAUGUGAGCGCAUUUUACAAUAUGGACGGGAAAACGUAUUCAAUUGGGCAGCAAUCGUCCGACUUAGUUUUCCGCGGCCGCAAACUCGUUCUCAACUACACCGAUGGUUCCCCAUGCCCAACAUCAGGUGAAACCCGUCGAAAACGGGAUCUCGUACCUCGAGAUGAUCGGGAUCAUGACCAAGACGAUGGCAAGAAUGAUAAUAAAGGCGGCGAUAAAGACGAAGAUCGAGAUUCUGAUACAAAAUAUCGCAGAAGAAAAUCUACUUUAAUGUCGUUCCUUUGCGAUCGUGACCUCGUAACUCCAGCAGCAACUGUAUCGUAUGUUGGCACGCUCGACUCAUGCUCCUAUUACUUCGAGGUGAGAACCGCUGCGGCUUGUGGUGGGGUGGCUGCAAGUACAGAUGGCGGGCUGAGUCCUGCAGGUGUGUUUGGUGUCAUGUAA